UGGGGAGAACUGAGACAUCUAAAAACUUGAGCAACAGCUGUAUUGACAGAAUAUAGAGAUAUAAAAAAUCUAACUUUUCCUUAUAAGUAGUUCAGCUAACUCACAUUUGUGUCUGGAAGAAGUGAAAGCAAGUUAUUACGUCUUUAUCCUGAAUUUUUACCUCAGGAAGAAUGUUUUACUACCCCGAAGUCUUGCAGCGGCACUCAGGCUGCUUCUCCACAAUCUGGUUGGCAGCCACCAAAGGUGUCAGGAUCACCAGAAGAGAAGUUCUGAAAGUAAACGUGAACCGAACGUGUGAAGACAUCAUUGACUACGUGAUGGUGAAUGUGCAACCUGCCCACCCGAGUCUGCCUAAACCACGUUUCUCCCUCUACCUCUCCUCUCAACUACACUAUGGUGUUGUCAUCAUCUACCACCGCCAGUGUGCCUUUUUGCUGGAGGAGAUCCAGCAGGCGAUCGAGAGGCUGCUCCGCUCGGAGAGGCACGCCCGCAUCGACCUGCAGGAGCCCGACAGACUGGCUCUAAAUAACCCUGACCCAGAGGCUCUGAUGGAGGAGGCCAUGGAGCCUUUCUUUGGAGUGAUGGGCUCAGAGCCUGAGUUGCCAAGCCCAUAUCAGCUGGCACAGUCCUGGAGGUUCUUGGAGGUCCAUACUCCAGAGUGCCCCCUAGUGAAGGUCCCGAGAAGGUCCCAGCCUGAGGCUCCUGACCACACUGCGUCCCCAGACUGCAUCACUCUUAAGGAGAAAGAGCUGACAGCCUUGCCGAUGCUGGCGUUUGGAGGCGCUGAGCUGGUGGAGCCCACCGCCCAGGAGAUCGACAUGCUGCUGAGGGAGAGCGACCACCUGAUGGAGGGAGAGAGAGAGACUGGAGAGAAGGAGGAAGACACAGCCAUGAUGUCUGUAGAACAACUGAAGGAGACAAUGGAGAUGGGACCUCCUGAGGAGGUUGCCAUGGAUAUGAUCGCCAUGGAGAUGACUCCUCCUCGUAUGACUUGUCCUACGACACGAGAGGGCAGUGAGCUAGACCAGGGGAUGCUGCAGGAGCCCUCAAGCUCUAUAAGCCUGCCACAGCUGGAGGUUUCCCAGCACAAACGGGCCCGGCGCCGCCAGCUGCUGUUCGCCGACCAACACACGCAAAUUUCCCAGGGUGCAAUGCAGGAGCAGAUCCAGGACUCCCUCGUGGAGACUGUACCCAUGUCUGAGGUGCUUCUGGAGUUCCCUGCUACUUCUAGGCUCUCAGUAGUUGAGCUCUUGAGCGCCCCCUGUGGCGUUAUGCUCCACCCUGACCUGCUGUCGCUAUGGAAACAGUGCACCAUCCUGACAACCCACCCAGGGAGGCGACGUGCAAGAGAGGAGGAGAGGGAGGCGGGUCAGGAGAGGAGCGAGCUCUCGUCUGAGUUAGGGGGACCACUGGAGGAGAGAGAGCUGGAGAGGAGGAACAGGGACUCCAGUGUGCAGGAGAUCCUCAGAGAGUCCAUGGAGUCAGGCCUUCUCCUGUCUGAGCUCUCAGCUGUGUCUGACGCCCAGUCGGACCUCUCGAAAGAUGACAAGGCUCUGGACCCUGUAUCUGUGCCAGUGGGUCGAUUGUCUGUAACAGAGGCGGCUCCAUCUGCAUUGCACCUGAUGCAGGUGAUCAUGGAGGAGCCUCAGGUGGAGAUGCCUCAGACUGACACAGAGAUGGACACCAGAGCGCUCAGCAUUGACAGCCUGCUCAGAGCGGUCAGCAGCCACCUGGAGCGCUUUGGGAAGAUCUCCUUUGACUCACUGCUGCCCCCAGAGGCCAACCGCUGCACUGUGGCACAUGUGUUCUACGACCUGUUAGAGCUGGUGAGUGAGAGAGGGCUGAGAGUGUACCAGCCCAAGCCCUUUGACCCCAUAACCAUCACACCUGGAUCACGCCUUCACUAAUGAACACACACAAACACACGCUUACACACCCACACACACACACUACCACUUUAUUAUAAACAUCACACCUGGAUCACACCUUCACUAGUGAACAAACACACACUUACACACACAUACACUACCACUUUAUUAUUAAUACAUUUCACAUGCAACAUUAUUACACUUAACCAUGCUCUCACCUCAUACACAGACACACAGAAAUACCUAAAUAAUGACAUUUCCUUUUCUAAGAAUUUCAAUAUGCAUUCUGACAUAAUGGAGUAUGAUGAAUUUUAAUAAUUAAUUUUAACUCACAUAUUUACCUAACACAA
Molecule: messenger RNA, 2218 nt
Organism: Clupea harengus (Atlantic herring)
Lineage: Eukaryota; Metazoa; Chordata; Actinopteri; Clupeiformes; Clupeidae
Gene: rec8b
Product: REC8 meiotic recombination protein b
Biological process (GO): meiotic sister chromatid cohesion; double-strand break repair
Cellular component (GO): meiotic cohesin complex
Molecular function (GO): protein binding; chromatin binding
Source: RefSeq, a predicted model, not a curated record